AUGGCUAGGCAUCGGAGUUCCACCUUUCGCAGGCACACAAGCAGCAACCAGCAGGCGCCAGUGAACGACACCACCACCGUCGCCGCCAACACCAUCGCCAGACCUCCAAACCAACGUUCGCAGUCUGCAAGAACAAGCUCGGGCACAAAGGAUCCCGCCGACGAGCCCAAAUCGUCUCUGCCUACUAUCCGCUUUCACCCCCAUCAGGAGAUAAGAAAUGGGAGGCCUUCGUUGACGUUCUCUCCCGUCUCACGAACAUUACCGAGCGAGCAUUCUAUUAUCAGAGUCGGCCGUUAUUCCGAACGUGAGGGCGUUCCCAGUGCGAAUCCCCUUGCUCCUUCCGAUGCCCCGGUUGGGUUCAAGUCCAAGGUCGUCAGUCGCAAACAUUGUGAAUUCUGUUUUGUGGAAGGCCAGUGGCAGAUCAAAGACGUUGCCAGUUCCUCCGGGACUUUCCUCAACCACAUCAGGCUGAGUCAGCCCAAUACAGAGUCAAGGCUAUUUCCAAUCAAAGAUGGUGAUAUUGUUCAACUCGGUAUCGACUUCCGUGGCGGCGAGGAGAUGAUCUUUCGAUGUGUUAAGAUCAGAAUCGAGUGUAAUCGCGCCUGGCAGAAGAAACCAAACAACUUUAAGGCCUACUCCGACCUUGCGGCUGACGUCGAUCUUGCUCAAUCCGACCUCGAUGAAUGGAUGGAAGGCACGGAGGACAGCCAUAAUCAGCAAUCUGAAACUAAUGGUACUGCGCACAACGACUCCUUGAGCACGGACGACUCGUUCACCAACGGACAAGUCACAGGCCAGCCUGAAACCAACGGGUCAGCCCAUGAUCAACAUCCCUCUCGGCCUUCUGUGAAUACAAACCCUGCUCAUAGCACUUCCCCAGCGCCCCGACCGGUAUCCGCGACAAACGAAGCCAACCAUUCUCCAGCUUCUCUCAGAAAUGGUGGUUUACUUGCUCGAAGGCAAGCCUCCAACCCUUCUUCAUCAGAGGUACGAUCUAUGAAUGGCAACAUUGAAAUGCCCGAUCAGCCGGAGGCGAAUGAAGUGAAUGCUCAACUAGAACAUCAGCGAACACGAACCCAAACUCCAGAUCAUGAACAAGCGGUUGGUUCUGGUGAAGGGCCAUUGACUCCAAGGAAUAAUGCUGGUCCCUUUGUUUUUGACGGAAGCGCUGGAAGAUCCGAUGCGGUGCAGCUACAAGUACCUGGUAUUCCCGAAGUGACUGGCGAUAACGAGCCGGCUCGCUCAUGA
Messenger RNA from Exophiala aquamarina CBS 119918, 1248 nucleotides. RefSeq lists its product as uncharacterized. Lineage: Eukaryota; Fungi; Ascomycota; Eurotiomycetes; Chaetothyriales; Herpotrichiellaceae. Gene Ontology annotation, molecular function: ubiquitin protein ligase activity; protein binding. The record is from RefSeq and is a predicted model, not a curated record. The transcript has 2 exons. The coding region runs from base 1 to 1248 and encodes 415 amino acids. Gene Ontology annotation, biological process: protein ubiquitination; mitotic spindle assembly checkpoint signaling; negative regulation of septation initiation signaling. Gene Ontology annotation, cellular component: ubiquitin ligase complex; mitotic spindle pole body; cytosol.